AUGGCGAGUAGUGAUUGGUCGGUGUCUGGGUCUUCAUCACCAACAUUAUGCACUCCGCCUAAUUCUAGCUCAUCACAGCUAUCGACCAUUUCAUCAUGUUCAAGCCAGGGAAGAAACAGCGAGCAAAUCAACAGACCUUCCACAUCUCAGAUAAUGAAAACAUGGCCAGAAACAUUUCAGGUCCCUUGGGAACAAAUGCCACAGGAAAUUCGUUCUGCUAUUGCAGAUGGCAAGAGACCUAAACCAGUUGAGCGACGCCAAAUGGUACGAGUACUCGCGGAUGAAAUGAGAAGGUAUGAAGCUAACCCCACUCGCGCACAGUGCCUAACUGUGGUUCGAAAUAUCAUCAGGCAGUACCCAAAGAUUUUUGCUGAUAUUGCACCAGAUGGGUCACUUCUGUGUGGAGGUUAUACAUCACUUUUGAUUCAAUUGAAAAACCGCAUUGAGAAUGUGAACCGUGACGGAAGCUUCUCAUGCCACCGAUCCUCUACAGGCAAGAGGGGUCCAACUGACACAUAUGGUUGUACACGUUUUCAGCCAGAGCUACCCCCAGAAGAAACCGAUGACACUGUGGAGCAGCACCGCCAGAGACUGGAGGAGAUUUACAGACAAGAGGGUGCAGGUGGAGCAGAAAGAGCAGAAGUUAAAAAUCUAAUGGAGCUCACAUUCACUCUACAACGUCGCCAUAUAAAUACACUUCCACCACCUGACAUUGAAGAUAUGAAAAGCAAAUGGCCUUUUCUUUUCAUGCCAAGGUAUAUAUACGCACAUUUUGAGUUGCUCACAGACAUCAAUGUGCUUCGUAGCUUGGAACUCAGUAUGGAGGAAUGUGGAAGAGCCAUCACAGAAUACUUCAGGGGAAAACCUACCAACAAAGAUGUCAAGGAUAUCCUCUCUAAUGGUGAAGAUAAUGAGAUGGCACUUCGUGUUGUUCAAUUGCUCAUGGCACACUUUGGAGAGGACCUAACCGGACUGAUCCUCCUUACAGAUGUAAGUUUUAUUUUUUAUUUAGCCACAAAAGGGUGA
This is a messenger RNA of Carassius carassius (crucian carp), 1026 nucleotides long. RefSeq lists its product as uncharacterized. The record is from RefSeq and is a predicted model, not a curated record. Bases 1 to 1026 code for a protein of 341 amino acids. The transcript has a single exon. Lineage: Eukaryota; Metazoa; Chordata; Actinopteri; Cypriniformes; Cyprinidae.